AAAAGAACGAAAAACAUGCACGCCGAACACCUUUCGAUUCUUCCUCACUCCGCGCGGUUGAAAACAAACCCCAGACUGCCAGUCUGCCAGACAGACAGACAGACACCCCCGCAUAGUUUCCGUCGGUCGGGUGACGUACCCUGUGAGCUCGUGCAGUGACGUUGCCUGGCUGUAGUGGUGCUUCUAGCUGCAUCUUGUUGACACAGGUCGACCAGCCCCUCAGUACGGAGAAGACUCGGACGAGUGUGGACGGGAGACCGCGUUCAGGAAGCAGAGUAAAUACACCGAAUCGUUGGAUCGUCAUGUAUGUGUCUGAAUACCAGGAGAUUUGUAUAAUUUAAAAAAAGAUCAGGAGAGAACUCAAAAGGGAUUACGAGAACCGGGCUAACUCGAAAGAAAGAACAAUAAACCCAACAUAGACAUGGCCAGUACCCAAACCAGUUUGAAAACCCCUUUCAAAGACUUGACCUCCUUUAAGGGCAACAUGAAACGUCUGUACCGGGAGCGUCUGGAAGACGCGCCCAUCAAGAAGCGGGUAAUUGCGGAGAUCAACCUCAAGCGCCGGAGCUUGGAGGCCCUUCCCAGGACCCCUAAGGUGAAGCGUGAGCAGCCAGAGGACUUGGAAAUUGACGCAGAGGGUCGGGGCGAGCUGCACUGCUCCGGCUCAGCCAAAGCUCUGGAUCUGAGCCCGGGGCUCAAGCACACACUGGCCCAGUUCACCCUCAGCAGCCAGAGCUCCCUUGGGGGCCCGGCCGCCUUCUCGGCCCGCACCGGUCCAGAGCCCUCCCCCAACGGCAUGCCCCCGCUGCCGUCCCCUCCCGUGCUAGGAGGGGGCCCUCUGCUGGUUCCCUGCGACAGCUCCACGGAGCUCACCCACUCCCUGCUGGAGGGAGAGUCCAUCUCCUGCUUUGCCGUGGGCGGGGAGAAGCGGCUGUGUCUGCCCCAGGUGCUCAACUCGGUGCUGCGCGACUUCUCGCUGCAGCAGAUCAACGCCGUGUGCGACGAGCUGUACGUCUACUGUUCCCGCUGCGACGGAGAGCAGCUGCACAUCCUCAAGGUGCUGGGCAUCCUGCCCUUCAACGCGCCGUCCUGCGGCCUCAUCACCCUGACGGACGCGCAGCGGCUGUGCAACGCCCUGCUCCGCCCGGGCGCCGCCCUCCCCAACGACCCCGCCGCCAAGCUGCCGGCGCCGGGCCUACUGGCGGAGAGCGAGGCCAGCUUCCAGGUGGAGCACCAGUGCCUGGGGAAGUGCCAGGGCCUGUUUGUGCCCCAGUUCUACACACAGCCAGAGGCGCCGUGCGUCCAGUGCGUGGAGUGCCAGUUGCUCUUUUCGCCGCAGAAGUUCGUCAUGCACUCCCACAAGUCCCCCGACAAGAGGACCUGCCACUGGGGCUUUGACUCGGCCAAGUGGCCCUGCUACCUGCAGCUGGCCCGGAAGUACGAGGGCACGCCGGAGGAGACGCGGCUGAAGGAGCUGCUGGACGAGGUCAAGGAGAAGUUCCACUACCAGCUGAAGAGGUCGCUAGACAAAAAGGCCAUGGACCAGGAGGAAGAGGAGGAGAGCCAGGCGAGGAGGCCUCCCGCUGGGGGCAAGCUGUCCGAGGCAGACCCCUCCAGGAAGGGUAAAGCAGCCAUGCCUAGCAUGGUUUUCAACCGUCUUUUCCCCGAAAUCAAAGAGGAGCCUGGACACCCUACCAUGGUCCACCCAAGUUACUACCUGUACACGUACGAUAAGAUGGUCGCGCCCAAUGUGUCUUUGCAAAGGGAGGCGGAGCUGAGCGCCGAGAUGCUGGGAACGCUCCUGAAACAGCACUACAGUCGCCGAGGGCCCGCCCACGAUGAGCCCCCCAUGGACCUUCACGCCUCCCCUCCCGAUGCAGAGGAGGCCAAAUCGCAGCACCCAGCAGCGGAGCGGGAGCGCCUGGCCCAGGCAGUUUCCAUGGAGACCGGCAGCCUCGCUCGCAAGAAAGCCGCCCACACCCCCACCCACUGCUCUCCCUGCUCCCCUCCUCCCCCUCCUUCCCCGCAGCCCUCCAACCCCCUCGCUCUGUCGUCGUCGACGGCGACCGCCGCCGUCUUGACGUCGUCGUCGCCGCCGCCGCCACCGGCGACGGAGGCGUCGGCGAAGGACGGGGCGUCGGCGGUGGUGGAGGACGACAAGGACCGCAUCGUGGUGGAGAUCAUGCAGAUGUACAGCAGGCAGCAGGAGAAACUGCACUCCACGCUGCACAAGCAGUUCCAGCUAGAGAUGGAGCUGGAGGCGGUGCGCGGCGGCGAGGCGGCCCGGCUGCGGGAGCUGAGCGCCGAGCAGCGGGAGCUCCGCAGCGAGCUGGAGGCGGUGCACAGCGAGCAGGCCCGCCGGCUGGCCCGCGCCCACCACGAGCAGCAGGAGCUGGAGGCCCGGCUGGAGCUGCUGCGCCAGCAGGCCUGCGCCUGCGAACCAGGCCCCCAGCACCAGCAGGAGGCGCACUACGCCGCCCAGCUGUCGGAGCUGCGGCAGCGGCUGGAGCAGGCGGAGGCGGAGCGGCAGGAGCUGCAGGAGGAGCUGCGUCAGGAGCGGGAGGCGCGGGAGAACCUGGAGCGCAUGAUCGUCCAGCUCAAGCAGCAGAUGGGGCACGUGCCCCCCACCUCCGGCCCCAGCCCCUCGCCCCCGCCCACCCCCUCCACGGGGCCCCCACACGCCCACUCCCCGCCGCCCUCCUCCUCCACCCCCCCCAUCUCCUCCUCCUCCUCGAGCGCAGAGGCCCCCGAAGUCGGCCCGGAGUAGUUGCCAUACCCACCCACCCCUAAGCCCCCCACCCUAACUUUACACCACCUCCACCACCUCCUCCUCUUCUUCCCCCGACCCCCCCACAAACAUGUUGCCCUGACACAGAAAGAGGGGUCCCCCCACAACCCCCCCUGGGGCCUUUGGUCUCUUUGUGUUGUUUUUAGUUUGACCCUAACGUUUGUUUCCCCCUCUCCCUACCGGAGAUGGUUUGACUUUACAUUUUUUAUUUAAGCCUCCACUUAAACCCUUAUUUUCCGAAUCCCCCCCCCCCCCCCCCCCCACGCUUUUCCCAAACGGUAUUUAAAUAUAUAAUUUUUUCCGGGAUGUACGUUUUUGUUUUUUUAAUUUAUAUUUUUUACUGAAUGGAGGAAAACGAGAAACACUGCUGCUUUACACGACGAGGAGGUUGGGUCAGUUUCAGACCAGCUCACCCCCCCCCGUCCCACGUCCCCCGUCCCCCCCGUCCGACCGUCCCCCCCCCCGCUGCCCUCACACCUCCUCCUCUGGACCCCUGGAGCCCCACUCCACCGUAGAGACGGAGAACUCAAACGGGUGGACGACACGGACGUACACCGACGGGUCUCCAGUCCCUCCUGAACCUCAUUUCAUAGUACUACCUGGCACAGGGGCCGGAGAGCCACGGAGGACCCCGUGACGCCGGCGGGCCCCGUGCCCUGACUCUCUGUACAUAACGGGCCGCCGAAGGCCCCCCCCCCCCCCCCCCCCAAGAGUACCAGCGGAUGCAGUAAACUGCAUGGACCCUUUUAACGAUGUGCAGUUCUAUCAUUUCUUUUUUUCCCGCAUUUUAUUUUCCUUUAUACAAUGCAAAGAAAGAAACAUGAGUUCUAGAUGUGUAUUACGACAAAGUAAAAAAAAAAAAAAGAACAUCAAAGCUUAUAUAGUGGGGCUGGGGUGAUGGGGAGGGGGUGGGACAAAAACAUUUAUUGUAUAAAAUAGAAAAUCAACCUUACAGAUAUUAUGAAAACCUCAUGAAAAUAUGCCGACAGUGUGGACCUUGUGGAGCGAGUGAGUUUUUAAAAGUGCAAGUGAAUUUGACGUAGCUACUGGCCGGUCCCCUGGUUUGGAUCACUGUCUAGUUCAGACUAGCCAUCUCUCUCUCCCUCCCUCUCUCUCUCUCUCUCUCUCCUCCUCCCUCUCCCGGUCUGAGUGCUGGGCAGCGCCAUGGCCCCCGCCGUAGACCAAACAGUCCGUCUGGCCUCCCCACUUCAUCACCUCCUGUUUCCCCUCCACCCCCCGCCUCCCAGAGUCUCUCUCCCAGACCUCUCACCGUGCGCGGGGGGGGGGGGGGGGGGUCUUGUGUGUAGGUGAGACGACCGUUGGGCCCCCCCACCCCCCACCCCGGUCCUCUCUCGCCUUGGCGGUGAUCCACCAGACAGUUAUCACUGUGCCCCUGUUUUGUCAGGGAUCACUCUUUUUUUUCUUUCUCUCCCAAACACACACACACACACACACACACACACACACACACACACACACACACACACACACACACACACACACACACACACACACACACACACACACACACACACACACCACUUCCCCCUGCUUCCGCCCCUGACCAAUAAAAGAACUAACAAUUGAACGUGCACUCGACCGCAACAAAAAAAACGUCAAAAAAGUAAUUUCAAUGUGUAAAAACUAAUUGAAAAUAAUAUUACUGGAUAGAACCCCCCCCCCCCCCCCCAAAAGUGAUGGAAAAAAAGCGAGCCGUAAUCUUGUUUGGAAUGCCUGCGAUAUUCGGCGGGAGGGGAAGGGAGGAGGGUUUGGGUUGGGUACGUGUCUCCCCACAUAACAAUAUACUUACACACACAUGCAAGUGUGUAAUUGCAAUCCCUGCAUUCAGAGCUCACAAAGGGGGCCGGCGUUCCCAUAAGCUGAUCAAAGCUUCAGGGUCGGUCAAUGCAGGGUUUUUUACCCCCUUUUUUUUUUUCCAUCUCCGCGUGGGGUAUUAUUGGGCAGUUGUUAGCGGGUGGCGUUUGUCUGAGCGUCGUCUCGCUGGGGGUAUGCGCUUCCCAGGUGAAAAACAGUUGCGCUGUCCCUCCCGGCCCUCGAGUUAUAGCAGGGGCGGGGGGGGGGCGCAUACUGCCUGCCGUUAUCCCGCCUGACUGAACAAACUGUAACGGCGAGCGGAAGAGAG
Gadus morhua (Atlantic cod) is the source of this 4931-nucleotide messenger RNA. It is a transcript of the gene skila, whose product is annotated as SKI-like proto-oncogene a. Gene Ontology annotation, cellular component: nucleus; cytoplasm; transcription regulator complex. Gene Ontology annotation, biological process: negative regulation of transforming growth factor beta receptor signaling pathway; negative regulation of transcription by RNA polymerase II; negative regulation of BMP signaling pathway. The record is from RefSeq and is a predicted model, not a curated record. The transcript has 8 exons. Gene Ontology annotation, molecular function: DNA-binding transcription factor activity, RNA polymerase II-specific; SMAD binding; RNA polymerase II cis-regulatory region sequence-specific DNA binding. Bases 422 to 2767 code for a protein of 781 amino acids. Lineage: Eukaryota; Metazoa; Chordata; Actinopteri; Gadiformes; Gadidae.